This is a messenger RNA of Grus americana (Whooping crane), 1181 nucleotides long. RefSeq lists its product as uncharacterized. Lineage: Eukaryota; Metazoa; Chordata; Aves; Gruiformes; Gruidae. The record is from RefSeq and is a predicted model, not a curated record. The coding region runs from base 1 to 1164 and encodes 387 amino acids. The transcript has 7 exons.
AUGGCCAUCCUGGAGAGAACCCUCAGCCCAGUGCCCCCCCCAGUGCCCCUCCCACUUUCCGUUGGGCUCCCAGCGUUGGCUCCCCGGGCGGCUUGGGGACACGCGGGCACGGCCGGGCCCCGCAGCAGCAGCAGCAGCAGCAGCAGCAGCAGCAGCAGCAGCCUUUCUCAUGCCCGCCGCUCGCUGCUCCGCAGGGAGGCUCUCAGCGAGGCCGAGGCGGUGCUGAGCGCGGACGUGCAGCUGAGCCGGGGCCGCGAGAGGAGCGCGAGGCGCCUUCUCCUCCUCCAAGAGGAGCUGGUGGUGGCCAAGUUGCAAGGUGGCACCAGCCUGCGCCCACAGCUGCGCCUGGCCCUGGAGCAGCUGUGGGUGCUGAGCGGCAGGAAGGAGGCGGCGGGGGAGGAAGAAGAGGAGGAGCAGGAAGGCAGCGGCGUGGACAGGAGCUCCCUCGUCUUCGUCUGGCCCAGCGGCUCCUGCAUUGCCACUUUCGGCUCCCGGGCACUGAAGGAGCUGUGGCUGGGCACACUGCUGGGGGCACCCGAAGGAGCCGCGAAAGUGCGGGUGACCCGUCUCCCAUCGCUCCAAGUCCUGGAGAAGGAGCUGAGGCGCCGCCGUGCCGUGAGUGUCUCUCUGGCCUGGGCUCUGUCCCCGAGCGAGCGCUGGUCCUGCAGCUGCCGAGCAGCAGAGGCACGGCUGCUCAGCUCCUCGCCCUCUUUCUCGCUUGGCCAGGGGAGGACAUUCAGCGCCAGGAGCCUGGAGAGGCUGCUGGAGGGCCAGGCCAAGGCCGAUCGCAAGCAAGGGCUCGCGCCGGUCCCGUCCGGCGACGCGGGGGCACGCUGCCGCUCAGCAGGUGCGGUAGCCCGAGGGAGGACGUCGGCGGGAGGAGCAAGGACACCCGCUGGGCAGCGGCCGCUGGAUGUGGUUCUGCGGGGACAGGGAGCCUCUGCUGCUGCUGCUGCUGCUGCUGCUGCCCCGGGGCUUGGCAGGGCGAGGGCUGGGCCGGGCUGUCCCGGUGGCACGCCGGCUCUCGGGAGCCUCCGAGCGAGCCAGAGCCGCGGUUCCGGCCGCUGGCUCCCUGCCCCCCCUGCCGCACCGCUCAGCGCUGCGCUGCAGGGCAGGGCAGGGCAGGGCAGGCUCCGGGAGCGCUGGCCUGGCGGUCUCCAUUGAGGGGCUCGUGCUCUCUU